CUUCUGCUAUUCAUUCCAUUCCCCAUGUGUCAAGAACAGCAGACGUCAAUAUAUUUUUCAGCGUUUGUUUCGCGUUAAUAUGGGGUUCUAGGUGUUUUUAGAGCCGCGUACGGCCUUGUGCCACCACAGCAAGCAAAAAUGGAAGCCAUUAUGGCGUGUUUUAUCGAAAACUACGUCGCAGAGACGACACAAAUAGCACAAGAAAACUUAGUUGGAGUUGAGACAGUGACUGGAUACAAUGGCAAUGUCAGGUGUCUGGUCAUGGAAGGAGGAGCCAGCGAGUCCGCUUCAGCUUGAUGUGGACUCGUGGCUCAGCACGAGCGACAAUGUGGCUGUUGAGGUAGAAAUCACUGAUGAGGUCAAAGUGUCCAGGGCUGAGCAUGCCUCCAAGCUGCUUCACGAUCUUGACCAAUGGAGGAAAGAAGAAGAACCGUUCCCGGACUGGUUGGAGGAGAAGAUCGACCUACCGAUUUUCGAAGACCUGCCGCCCCCAUUGGUAAACUUGGACAUGAUCAACCCCGGAAUGAAGCCUAUCAACAACAUGGACAUCGCGAUGAAACCCCAGAUGAACUGCAUCUCCCCUAUGGACAUCGGGAAACACACCACCAUCCCCUCCCCCAUGGACGUGAAGCAAACAAUCAUCCCUACUCCAAUGGACAUCGCAAUGAAGCCAACUGCACCUGGAAUCGAAGUGGUCGCUAUGAAACCUCACAACCAAACGUUGGUGAUAAACCCCAUUCAGUACAUAGUUCCUCAGCAGAUGGAGCAGCCAAUGCUGAUGCAGGAGUUGCUGCAGGACGCCCUGACGCCCCCAGACAGUCCGCGGAGUGAGGACCUCGUUUUCACCAUGCUGCAGGAGAUGCAACCCCACGAGCUGGACGAGCUGGUCAGGAUGAGGGUGGAGUCGUUAGUGGAGUCGCCGGUCGACUCGCAGUGUGAGAGUGAGUCAGUGUCCAGCCCUGCACCAUCCACCUCCGACAGCGGCUACAGCGAUCCUGAGUGGACAAUGCCAUCUACAUCAGAUGUCAGGGUUCCUAAGAGAAGGAGAGUGACAAAACCUUACUCCCGCACACCACCGGAAGAGAAGAAGCUCAGGAAAAAAGAGCAGAAUAAGAACGCUGCCACCAGGUAUCGAAUGAAGAAGAAACAAGAGAUAGAAGAGAUCCUAGGGGAAGAAAAACAGCUUCUACAGAAAAACGAUCAACUCAAGGCAGAGCUAACGGAACUGGGACGGGAGAUCAAAUACCUAAAAAACCUCAUGCGCGACUUGUUCAAAGCUAAAGGCCUCAUCAAGUAAAAUUCAAAAUUUGUAUACCCUCUUUUCAAACCUAUGAGUACAAAAGUAUUUUAGUUCGCCCGACUCUACGAGGUAUGAUCUCUCCAAACUUCCUUCGAUGUUUUUAGCAAUAUUAUUUUUUGUAUUAUGAAUCUUUCUAGAAGAAUUAGCUGCGCUAUAAGCCUAUGGCUGUAAUUGUGUUGCUUUGUAUAGUCUGUGUUCUUUGUUUAGUGCUAUAUAUUGUCGCUCGUGUCGAAUGUUUGAAAGUAUUUCAGUUUUCUUGUGCCACUACAAUCUGUAUUGUUCUUGCUGUGUUUGGCUCAACCAAUGAUGUCGACUGAACCGCAGUAUGACGUACCUUGGUACCGAGGUUUGGCGGUUCACUUUGUUUUAUUGCUUCUGUUAAGGACAACAUCAACAAUACAUUUUGUCAUCGCAUUUACACUAAAACAUUCUACAAACUUUCUCGCCUUUGUUUUGUAUUUAUUGACAAGCGAAAACAUGCAUCACACAUUUAUUAGUUAAAGAAUGCUGAUUGAUAUUACUCGUUAUUUUCUAAUUAUGUUAAUAGUUAAACUGUAUUAAUUUCCGGUGCUAAAGAAUGUUCUGUUCAAAUUUGGUGUAAAAUUUGAAAACUGUGUUUUACUUGUCAAUUUUUAUGUUUAGUACUUAUUUAGUAAAAUUCUGAAAUAUAUAUCAGAAUCUUGUGAGUUGAA
This is a messenger RNA of Macrosteles quadrilineatus (aster leafhopper), 1992 nucleotides long. RefSeq names its product cyclic AMP-dependent transcription factor ATF-5-like. The record is from RefSeq and is a predicted model, not a curated record. Gene Ontology annotation, molecular function: DNA-binding transcription activator activity, RNA polymerase II-specific; RNA polymerase II transcription regulatory region sequence-specific DNA binding. The transcript has 5 exons. Bases 239 to 1297 code for a protein of 352 amino acids. Gene Ontology annotation, cellular component: nucleus. Lineage: Eukaryota; Metazoa; Arthropoda; Insecta; Hemiptera; Cicadellidae. Gene Ontology annotation, biological process: regulation of transcription by RNA polymerase II.